AUGCUAUUCUGGUGUUGUAUCAAUUUGUUGAUUUUACUGUCUCAUGCAUGUCUUCCAAAUCCUUUCUUUGGAUAUAGUCCUGGAUACGGCGGAUAUUAUGCUCCUCAACUUGGUUAUGGAGCAGUUGGUCCGUUUCCAAGGGUAGGACCUUGGCGAUCGGAGCCACAGCGUGGACCGUCCGCUGAAGGAGCAGCAGCAGUGGCUCAGAAUCCAGUGCAACCUAGAUUUGCUGCUCAAAGCGAUGACACGGUUAGAUCAUUGUCUUCACUGAAUUGUCAAACAUUCCGUGAAAAAUGUCUUUGGUCCAAUACCGAAGAAGAGGAAUUGAAUUGGACGACGUUGCAAGAAUCACCGCAGGCUCAAGCAUUUCUAACCACAUUAGACGUUCAAAAUCUUCCAGAUCAAGGAGCCGGGGCUUUGGUCUCUACAACUCGAAAUGGCUGGGAAGGUGGUCAGUUGGUUUCAGAUAAGCUACCAUGCCUUCAUGAAGGACUGAAGGUAACUGCAACUGCCUGGAGGAGUCGUCUUGGUCCGAGCAGCGAGGAACCAAAGCUUCAAGUUUGCUCCAAAAAUAUCAAUGAGGAUAAAUAUCCGUUGAUAAACUGCAAUGAUUUUGAAAUUCGAAAUGGUGUUCCGAUGUCGGUUGAUGUCCCAGCACCCAAUAAUCCAUCAAUGGAAUCUCGCAUUGUAUUUUAUGGAAAUAACUUUGUGUCACCUCAAGGUGGUGCCAUUUUCCUGCAAGACAUCGGUUUUGGUGGCCUUGAGGCCAUUAAUGCUGUGCCACAAACAUCAGACGACCAAAAAAUGGCAUUGACCGCAUUACAGAAUAGUUUACAAACUAACUCAAUUAUUCAACCGGCGCAAUCUGCAAGAGCAUUCCAGUUUCAAGAAGUAGCAAUACCUGCACAAACUCUUCAACAGCAGCCAGUACAAGCUCCUCAAACAUUAUCAGACACUAUUGCAAACGUUCCUAGCCUUUUCGAAACUUGUCUCGCACUAUCAUGUAACCCGUCAGAUCUGAGUUGUCGUUUCUGGCGAUCAGCGGGAAAUAAUCGAUGGGAAAUUGGAGUGGCCGGUAGAGUUGCAAAUCCGCUUACGGGCAUUCAUCUACCACCAGGAACUGCACAAAAGUUUUUGGUAGCACCGUUCUUUGAUACCCACAUAAGUAGCUAUACACUGGUCUCAGAAGUAAUGAAUGUUCCACUAUUGGAGCAAGUUUACUUCUGUUUCUAUGAGUAUUUCGCAACCGAAGGAUUCUCACUAUCUGUAUGUACCGAUAAAAUGGAUUGUUUCUACAAAAAGAGCGGUUUGUCAAUGGGAAAUGAAAUGCAGGAAAACAAGAAAUGGAAUAUCAGAUGCGCUAAACUGCCCCCAGGAACUUACGAGCUCCGCGUAAUUGCUGAAAACAGCGGCGAGAAUAAAGGAGAGGUUGGAUUUCUUCCCAUCCGUCUUUCUCGCGACAGCCAAGCUUAUUCUGCGACAAAAGCCGGAGGAAGAAUGCAUGGUCUCGUAACAGGACUUUCUACCUGUGAAGCAAUAGGAUGCGAUGGAACUGUCGGCCCAGGUGGUUCGCCAGAUGAAAAUGGAGAAACCACGUUAGAUUCCAUAGUUAUGGAUGGAGAAAAUAUGCAGAUUGGAGCAGUUGCAAAUCUUAGAGGUGUUAGUGAUGCGGCCAAAGUUGCGUGGGCAGUAAUGAAUCAUACAACGCAUUCAUUGCUGGUAGGAAGCUUGGCGUCCGAUUUCGCAAAGAUGCUCGGAUUUCCAACAAAAAACCUUUCUUCCGAUACGAGUCUCAACAUGCAUUCAUCAUGGAAAUCACGAAAUUGCCAACCGAAUUUUUGGAGGAAUGUUAGUCCGGAUCCAACUACUUCGUGUGGUCCAUACACUGCCAAUAAACAUUCCCAAUUGAGAUUCACUCAUUCUUUCGAAGUUACUAAGAAUAAUCACGACACAAUCGGAAUGGUCGUUGUCGAUGAAAACCGAAAAGUUUGUGCAGGAACAUCCUCAAAUGGGGCAGCGUUCAAAAUUCCUGGGCGAGUUGGUGAUUCGCCAAUUGCAGGUGCUGGUGCUUACGCCAGUGAAGUAGGAGGAGCAGCAGCAACUGGAGAUGGUGAUGUAAUGAUGCGAUUUUUACCAACGUUUUAUGCGGUUAGUCUCAUGGAACUUGGAACAAAACCAACAAAAGCCACCAUAAAAUCAAUUCGAAGGAUUUUAAAGUAUUACCCAAAAUUUAAAGGAGCUGUUAUUGCGGCAAAUACUAAAGGCAAUCAUGGUGCAGCAUGUGCUAAUCUAGGAACUUUCGAGUACACUAUUUCCGUCGAGGAAGGAAAAGCUUUUACUCAUAAAGUUGUUUUUGUGGCGUGUUUGUCAAACCAAGGAAGUUGUUCGGUAGCAACUUACCGAUACAAUUCCGAAUGCCGACAGCAAUAUGACAAUGGCCAAAGCGGCAAUUCUUAUAGUUAUCAUCAUGACCCAGCUUACACAGGUUUUCUUGGAGCAGAUGUGAAAGCGAGAGUAUAUUCUGAACAUGUUGGAUCUUCCGAAUACGCAAGAUCUAACAUUGACCUGCAAUGUCUUUCCGCUUUUAAUUGUACGUGGAAAAACACUGAUGAAGAUUAUCUUGAUUGGGUUUUGGGAGAAGGACAUGUCGAUCCGACAAAAUUAGAACUUAUAACUGGCUCGAAAUAUUUGCCUGGAAGCUAUGAUAACACGUACUUUAUUCUUGCCUCAAACCCCCAACCUUCUUCUCAUGACGGACAACUAAUUUCUUUGCCAAUUGGGUGCCAACAAUCUGAAGGAAUUCUGAGUUUUCGUUAUUGGAGAAGUCGGGCAAGAACAUUCGGAAAUGAACCAAAAUUAGAUAUUUGCACAAGGCAUGUGCUAGAGGAAAAAUUGGAAAAUUGUAUGACAGUAACACCGACAGAUAAUCACACAAUACUCGCAAGCAUACCACCAAUAUUUGAACCAUUUGUGAUCAUACUAAGAGGUUACAAUUUUGAAAACGAACCUGAAGGGGGUUUGAUUUUGUUGGAUGAGAUUGAAUAUUUUGGUGAAAUUGAUCCGCCGGAAAGCUGUUCUCCGAAAAACAUUGACAAUAAUGAUCUCGAACCAUUCAGUUCAGUUGCUAAGAAUGCAGAACGGUUAGUGUCUGGUGAGACAGCAGAAAUUGAUGAAGAAUCGCAAAUUUUAUCCAGAGAUGUUGUUCAACAAGCAGCUCCGACGCUAGUCAAUAACAGCAACAGUUUUAUUGUGCUCAACGAAGAUGGAGAAGCAGAAUGCCGAACGCUGACAUGUCUAAAUGACGACCAAAAUGCGGUAUGUGAUUAUCAAAGAGCAGGGUAUGGAGCUAAGGGUGAAGGUUACACGACUGGUUGGAGAAUAACAUCAACAAAAGAAAAUCGCGCAAAUAAACUUACAGGAAUUCAUAUGUCUCCAAAUAACAAUGAUACAUAUCCAUUUUUGGUGGCAAAUUUCGUAGGAUUUCGCCGAACCCCUGUAGUAGACAGAUAUGUCUUGGAAGCAUCUGAAUAUGCAAUAAGCGAUACUCCAAAUGCAUAUUUGAGUUUCAAAAAGUUCUUGAGCGCAAAAGGAUUACUACUCUCCGUGUGUGAAGAUGGGACAGCUUCAAAAUGUUUCUGGAAUGUUUACAAUAACAGCAUUGAACCUUUUGGUAGAAAAUGGACAAAAGAGAUUGUUUUGCUACCGGACCACUUGUCGCGGUUUUUCAUUGUUGCGUGGCAGGAUGCAUCUACAAAGUUAAACUUUGGGCAAAUUGGGUUAUCUGAAAUUGGUUUAUAUUCCGAUUCCCAGGCGGUUCGGCCACUUUGUUAA
Caenorhabditis bovis is the source of this 3831-nucleotide messenger RNA. NCBI's taxonomy places the organism in Eukaryota, Metazoa, Nematoda, Chromadorea, Rhabditida, Rhabditidae. The record is from the annotation of a GenBank genome assembly.